UGUUAUGAAACAGCUGUUUGAUUCGAUUCUGCCUUGAAUGCCUUCCUUGCUGGCAUUUGCUGAUCUGCACUCUUCCAGAUCGAAAAUACGUCUCUCAACGCUGCCGAAAAUACCCUCUCACCAGUUUAGAAUUUCCCUCGCUAUCCUCCUCAUCCCGUAAAGAUUGCUUUGGUUGCAACCUGCAUUUCAUUUUCUUGUGCGUUUCAGUUUUCUCGCAGGAAAACAGGCUGCGCUGGUUUGCGCACGGCGCUGCUGUGUUGCUUGCCUUGCUUAUCUAAUCAGCCUCCCGUGUUGACUUUUUACCGCAGCCCUUACGUUAACGUGGAGUAAUGGCUGCGCGGUGAAUCUGUGAUAGUUGAUGUUGAUCAACGUGCCUGUGGAGAAUCAGUGCGAAUCAGCCAUCGUCUGUGCAUGGAAAUACUGCAGAUCGUCGACCAAUGCAGAGCGCGGACAUAAUGGAGGAAAAUCGCGAUGACUGCCAGGAAGUGACGUUCCUGUCGGCGCUGCAGCACAAAUAUUCCGAUGAGGAUUACCGGGUGCUGUUUGCUGGACUGCUCUGUCAGGAGCGCGAGCGCGAGCGCCAGCGCCAGCAGCAGCAACAGGAACAGGAAAAUCAGCCGUAUUCAUCAGGCGCCGGACGUGGUUUCGCGUGUCCCCCGUACGUCGUCCUGCAGAAUUUCGGGAUUAAUCGUCUGGGCGGCGUGGAGGAAUUAUCGCGGUGUUGUGUGCACUUGCGGGAAAUUGAUCUCUCCUUCAAUCGGCUGGGCAAAUGGAGCGAGAUUCGCCCGCUGCUGCACCACACGCACCACCUGGAGUCGCUGAAUUUGAGCUUCAACCCGCUGGACGGACUGCAGGUGACCGACGUGCGGGGGGCGGGCGGGGAGGGGUGCCCCCUGUGCCCCCUGCAGGCCGCCAACUGCCGACACGAUCCGCGUCCCACGCCGCCCGCCCUGCGCCGGCUGAUCCUCAACGGCAGCCGCAUCGAGGCGCGCGUGGCGCUGGCGCUGCUGGACUCGCUGCCGCACGUGGAGGAGUUGCACCUGAGUCUGAACGAGUACGCGUCCUUCGUGGACGCGGACAGUGAGCGUGCUCCGCAUUCCCGCCAGCAUGCUCUGAAGGAGCUGCACAUCGACAGCAACCAGCUGGCCUCCUGGCGCGAGUUACUCCGCAUCGGGCGCACCUUCCCCGGCCUGCAGACGCUCUUCGCCAGCCACAAUCCCCUCAAUGACCUCCAGGAUAUGGAGACGGAGGCGUUGCGGGACAGCCUCCCCUCGGUGAGCAAACUGCACCUCAACCACACGGAACUGUCCUCCUGGCCGGCGCUGGACCAGCUGCAGCACCUCCCCUCCUUGACGGACCUCCGUUUGUUGAACACGCCCCUCUGGACGGACUCCCCGCUGACCGGAAGUAGCGCCCUCUUCCCCCCCUCCAAGUCCGCGCCUUUUUCCCCCACCUUAACCACCCGCCAGCACGUCCUGGCCCGUCUCCCCGCCUUAUCCUCCCUCAACGGGACCCCCGUCGACGCGAUGGAGCGGAUGGACGCCGAGCGCGCCUUUCUGCGCCACUUCCACGGCGCCGACGUCCCGCCGCCCUGUCCGCGCUUCACCGAGCUUCUCGGGCGCUACGGGCCGCUGGCGCCCCUCCUGGACGUGCAGCUAGGGGCGCCGGAGUAUGUGGAAGUCGGGCUGAGCUACGGGAGUGUCCAGCGACGACCCUUCAAGGUGAACGUGAAGCAGACGGUGGGGCAGUUGCGGCAGGAGCUGCAGAAGGUGGCGGGGAUGCGGUGCCGCGUGUUCUACCUGGACGCGGUGCUGGCCGGCGUCGUCGGGAUGGAGGAGAUGCGCGGGGAGCGCCGGGCCGUGCACUCCUUCAACGUCCGCGACGGCGACGAGAUUAUUCUGCAGCCCAAAUGAAUCCGCGACGUCAACUGCCGUGGAUAAUCGCGGGAUUUUGGCCUUUUGCGCUGUGUGCGGAAUUAACCGGUUGAUGGGUGGGAAUUUUUGCGUUAAUUUCAACCAGUGCCCGGUUUGUAUUGUACAGAUUGCAGUCAUUUCUUCUGAGCAGUAUGUGGAGCUAUUAUAAUCCGCUAGAAAUAGAGCGCUUACUGUUUUGGCUCGGGAUUGAUUGAUUUUGAUUCUAAUUGACCAGUGUCUUGUUAGAUAAACGAGAAUUUCUUUAGUUAAACUCAACUUUAUUGCAUUUUUGCCUGUUGCGCUACGGCAGUACUGUAUGUCAAAA
Paramacrobiotus metropolitanus is the source of this 2238-nucleotide messenger RNA. RefSeq names its product tubulin-specific chaperone cofactor E-like protein. The record is from RefSeq and is a predicted model, not a curated record. NCBI's taxonomy places the organism in Eukaryota, Metazoa, Tardigrada, Eutardigrada, Parachela, Macrobiotidae. Gene Ontology annotation, molecular function: protein binding.